AUGGCACCAGUCAACGUGGCCGCGGCCAAUACGCCCUAUUACACGCCGGCGCAAACCCCACCUGCCGGAACGGCCCUCUCCCCUAAUCCUCCCACGCUCUUCACGCCCAUCAAGAUCCGCGAUGUGACUUUCCAGAACCGCAUAUGGGUCGCGCCUAUGUGCACAUACUCAGCGAAGGACGGGUUCCUCACUGAUUUCCACUUCCAACACCUGAGCGCCUUCAGCUUCCGCGGCGCCUCCCUGACCAUCAUCGAAGCUACAUCUGUGCUCCCCAAUGGAGGCAUCACGCCCCAAGACAGCGGUCUCUGGAGCGACGCUCAAAUCGCGCCGAUCCGCCGCAUCGCAGAUUUCGUGCACUCCCAAGGCCAGAAGCUUGGCAUCCAGCUUGCCCACGCAGGGCGCAAGGCGAGCACGCUUGCGCCGUGGUUGGUCGGCAGGGGCGAAUCGGACCUUGCAACAGAGGACGUGGGCGGCUGGCCCGCGGACGUCAUGGGACCCAGCGCGAUUCCAUGGGGUAAGGGUUAUGCCACGCCGCGAGAGAUGACCGCUCAGGAUAUCAAGGAUCUGAUUAACGGCUUCCGCGACGCGGCGAAGAGAGCAGUAGAGGCGGGUGUCGAUGUCAUCGAGAUCCACGCUGCGCACGGAUAUUUGUUCUGCUCCUGGAUGAGCCCGAUCAGCAACAAGCGGACGGAUCAAUAUGGUGGCAGCUUUGAGAACCGUAUCAGGCUUCUGCUUGAGACCAUCAAGGCCGUCAGGGAAGUGAUCCCAAGUGGCAUGCCGUUGUUGGUCAGGGUUAGUUCCACCGAGUGGAUGGAGAACUCUGGAGAGCCCGAGAGCUGGGACGUCGAGUCUACCAUCCGCCUUGCGAAGCUCCUGCCCGCUCUCGGCGUCGAUUUGCUCGAUGUCAGUUCCGGCGGCAACCACGAGAAGCAGGUCAUCCCGCGCCAUAACGUUGAUUACCAGGUCGAUAUCGCCGCCCGCAUCCGCGCCGAGCUGCUCGAAGCCGGAAUCAAGGGUUUGUUGAUUGGUGCCGUGGGCUUGAUCACCGAGGCGGAAGCCGCCAAGAGUAUUGUCGAGAACGGCAAGGAGGGUCCAAGAGACCAGGUCGAGAUCGAGAACGAGAGGGGGGUGAAGACGAAGGCGGAUAUAGUGUUGGUUGCCAGACAGUUCUUACGAGAGCCGGAGUGGGUGUUCAGAGUUGCGUAUAAGCUGGGCGUCGAGGUGAAGUGGCCCAUCCAAUAUCACCGUGGUCAGUUCCGAAAGGAUGGUGAGUUGGUAACCGUUCCUUAG
Amorphotheca resinae ATCC 22711 is the source of this 1290-nucleotide messenger RNA. RefSeq lists its product as hypothetical. Lineage: Eukaryota; Fungi; Ascomycota; Leotiomycetes; Helotiales; Amorphothecaceae. The record is from RefSeq and is a predicted model, not a curated record. Gene Ontology annotation, cellular component: intracellular anatomical structure. The coding region runs from base 1 to 1290 and encodes 429 amino acids. The transcript has 2 exons. Gene Ontology annotation, molecular function: NADP binding; FMN binding; NADPH dehydrogenase activity.